UGCAACAUCGCACAUGGCGUCACUUAGAUAUCCCUAGAAUUGUCAACUACAAACGUGCAAAAACAUUUGUUCAAGUUUUAAUUGCAUCUUUUCCCGAAUUCAAUUACGUGUUAAGGUUUAAAAAGCCAACAAGAAAAUGGUGAAGUUGACGGCUGAGGUCAUUCACUUGAGUCACCAGUACACGAAUGCCAUCAAAGAAAGAGAACUAGAUUUAAGAGGUUACAAGAUUCCUGUAAUUGAAAACCUAGGAGCAACUUUAGAUCAGUUUGACACAAUAGAUUUUUCAGAUAAUGACAUAAGGAAACUGGAUGGUUUUCCCUUGCUGAAACGAAUUAAAAGUCUUCUCCUAAACAACAACAGAAUCUUACGCAUUGCUGAUGGAUUAGGUGAAGUCAUUCCAAACCUCGAAACCCUUGUCCUGACAAAUAAUCAUCUGCAAGAGUUGGGCGACCUUGACCCAUUAGCAGAAUUCUCUAAACUCACCUAUUUAAGUCUACUGAGCAAUCCUGUUGCAAAUAAGCAACAUUAUCGUUCAUAUGUGAUAAACAAGUUGCCAAGCCUGAGGGUGUUGGAUUUUCGUAAAGUAAAACUUAAGGAGAGAGAAGCCGCCCGAGACCUAUUCAAAUCAAAGAAAGGAAAAGUAUUGGCGAAAGAAAUCGCCCAGAAAAGCAAGUUUCUUUCAGCUGAAGCGGGAAAUAAGGCACCGAUAGGUGGUGCAUCUGCGGAGGAGGCUCGUGCAAUCAGAGAAGCUGUUGCUAAUGCCUCCACCUUGGAGGAGGUAGAACGUCUAAACCAAAUGUUGAGGGCAGGAGUCGUACCUGGAAAAGCCACCCAAGGUUCCAGCAAAAACGGAAAUGCAAAUGGUGAAGAUAUGGAGGAGGAAGAAGAUGAACCCAUGGAGAAAUGACAAUGCCAUCACGGGUAAAAAUUAAUUUGUAUCAAGCUGUUAAUGUGAAUGUGGGACUACACUUUGAUAAUAAAAAUAUCGCUACCCUAGAGUAAAUAAGGUAGCAGAAAGAUAUUUUUGAAAUUA
Daphnia pulicaria is the source of this 1033-nucleotide messenger RNA. Its product is annotated as U2 small nuclear ribonucleoprotein A'-like. The record is from RefSeq and is a predicted model, not a curated record. NCBI's taxonomy places the organism in Eukaryota, Metazoa, Arthropoda, Branchiopoda, Diplostraca, Daphniidae. Gene Ontology annotation, biological process: mRNA splicing, via spliceosome. Gene Ontology annotation, cellular component: U2 snRNP. Gene Ontology annotation, molecular function: U2 snRNA binding; protein binding. The transcript has 7 exons. Bases 137 to 907 code for a protein of 256 amino acids.